This is a messenger RNA of Enhydra lutris kenyoni (northern sea otter), 1153 nucleotides long. Its product is annotated as EF-hand and coiled-coil domain containing 1. NCBI's taxonomy places the organism in Eukaryota, Metazoa, Chordata, Mammalia, Carnivora, Mustelidae. Bases 411 to 704 code for a protein of 97 amino acids. The transcript is spliced from 3 exons. The record is from RefSeq and is a predicted model, not a curated record.
GAAGAAGAAGAAGGGGAAAAUGUAUUAAAAAUAAAAGAAAGCAGAUGAAUACAGAAGAAGAAGGGAAAAUGGAGUCCUCAUCUAGAAAACGAAAUAUACAUACUCUUACAUUAACACCACUCACUGUGUGACCUUAGGCCAGACAUGUAUCCUCUCUGGGCCUUGGUGCCCCCACUGGGAAGAUGGGUGAUUUUAUCUGCUCAGUCCCCUGGCAGGUGCAGGGAGAGAGGGAAGAUCGGAAGAGAUGACCUCCGUGAAAAGGUCAAGGCAAGUCAUGGGCCCUGCCUGGAGAUGGAACAGUGAGUGCUGGGCAGAGGGCAGCAGGGUGAGUGCUGAGUCCCUGCUGGCCCCCACAGGCAGAGCUUCAGCAGAAGGUGGAAGAGAUUGAGCACCUGAGGCUGGAGCUACAGAUGGUGGAGACAGAGCGGGUGCGGCUGUCCCUGCUGGAGGAGAAGCUCAUGGAUGUGCUGCAGCUCCUGCAAAGGCUCCGGGACCUGAACAUAUCGAAAAGAGCCCUGGGGAAGAUUUUGCUGAACACGCUGGAUGCUUGCAAGGACGCCCCACCCGAGGGGCGAUGUGGACCCGUGGCCAUCCUGGAUGCCCUGCGCCAAGCUUUGGCUGGCUGUGAGCUCCUGCAGAGAGAGCUCUCGGCACCAGCCUCCACAGCUCCUGCACUAGCCAACCCCCUCCUCAUCUCCUGCUGAGGUCACUGGCCCAGCCUAUGGGCACCUCGGUCAGCCUGACCUCCAUCAGACCAGCCUCCAGAUCAACCUGACUGCAACCAGACCAGUUUCCUUGACCAGCCUGACCACCAUCGGAUGAGCUUCCAUGGCUACCCCAACCACCAUCGCAUCCUCAGAACCCUAGAGACCCUGACUCCUGAGACUGGGCUCAACCCCAAAGCCUCCCACAACAGAGCCUACCAGACAUCAUCUCCUUGAGUUCCUCCCAGGUUCCCUCACAGCCCCUGCAUUCCUGGUGCCACAGUUCACAUUCAAGUCCUGGGGCUGCUGGAUCAGCCCAUACCUGCUGUUGCCUCCCCUGCCCACUUUCUCACACAGCCCAGCCCAGAAUCCCUUCCCUGGUCUCCUGGGGUCUUUCCCCCUCCCAGCACUGUCCCCUUCCUCUCACUGCUGCACCCAACCUCCAGGCC